Messenger RNA from Megalops cyprinoides (Indo-Pacific tarpon), 2916 nucleotides. It is a transcript of the gene vwa11, whose product is annotated as von Willebrand factor A domain containing 11. The transcript is spliced from 16 exons. Bases 1 to 2916 code for a protein of 971 amino acids. Lineage: Eukaryota; Metazoa; Chordata; Actinopteri; Elopiformes; Megalopidae. The record is from RefSeq and is a predicted model, not a curated record.
AUGGUUUUGGGCCUGAGUGUUAUUACAUUGUUAUAUCACGUGUUGUUGAAUGCAGGAAGUGUAAGCAUGGUUUUGGGCCUGAGUGUGGCCGUCCUCGCCCUGACGCUCUCAGGUGUCGGGGCCUUCACCUCCAUGGGGGGGAGCUCUCGCACACAUGCGGACAUCACUGAGACCGCCGUGCUACGUGUGACCGCUGACGUCUGCCGGGCUGUAGCACACGCAGAGGGCAGGAGCUUCAGCCCGCGGAGCUCGUCUGCGGAGGACCUGCUGCAGGAGUGUCUGGGCUCGGCCCGGAAGGGAGAGGUUUCUGCCGCGAAGUUCAAGGCUGCACUCAACCAGAUCUACUUCCAGAACGGGCAGAUAGACCGAGACUUCGGCAGCAGCGACAGGCACCACUUCAGCUCGGAGGCGUUCAACGGUGGGCGAGUCAUCAUCACCAUGGGCGUGACCAACGUGAAGGCCAACAUCAGACACGAAAACUUCCAGGCGGCAAGAGAAAACCUGGGCCGAGUGUGCCACACCCUGCAGGAUUUCUACAGUCACAGUAACUGGAUUGAGAUGGGUCACAGAAGUCCGUACGUGAACUUGAUCCGGCCCGAAAUGCCCAUCCUCAACACUGCAGACAGGGACACGCCCACAUGCAGGGACUGUGCAGAGAAGACCUGCCGGGACAAUAUCCUGCCCCAGAUCCUCACAGACAGGAUGCUCACCUCCGGAUACAUCGGCCUAACCUCACCCUUCAAACCAGCAGGGAAGUGCAGCCAUGGAGGGGACAGAGACCUGACCAGCAGCCGCAACCCUCGCGGGGGGAUCAGCAAAGACGAGGACACAUCGAGCCACGGAUACCUGCACAGAGCCGCCGCCGACGCCGCCGUCAGCGCCACCGUGCAGCUGCUGGAGGACAUCCGCGCUGCCGCCGGCGACAACAACUUCCUGCGGCUGAUGGGCAUUACUCGUUCCUCAGUUCUGUGUUUUGUGAUUGACACCACGGGCAGCAUGUCAGACGACAUCGCUGAGGCGAAGAGGGUGGCGUUCUCCAUCAUCGACAGCAAGAAGGGGACAGCGGACGAGCCCUCCUCCUACAUCCUGGUGCCCUUCAACGACCCGGAGUUUGGACCACUCAUCAAGACGAGGGACCCGGACGUUAUGAAAGCGAGGAUAUCUGAGCUGACCGCUUCAGGGGGAGGGGACACGCCAGAAAUGUCUCUGUCAGGACUUCAGUUGGCCCUCACAGGUGCACCGCCUUCCUCUCAGAUUUUCGUUUUCACUGAUGCUCCAGCGAAAGACGUGGCACUGAAGAGCACUGUCAUCGCUCUGAUCCGGAGCACCAAAUCAGUGGUCUCCUUCUUCUUGACAAAUGUGCUGACUGCCCGUCGUCGGAGGGACAGCGGUCAGGAUCAGCAUCAGGGACAGGGUUUAGCCAAACGGGCGACCACUUCCAACCAGCUGUACCAGGAGCUGGCUGUGGCGUCGGGGGGACAGGCCAUAGAGGUCACCAAGGCAACCUUGCCCCAGGCCACCGACAUCAUCGUGGACACCUCCACCUCCGCUCUGGUGACUAUUCUACAGACUGUGAGGAAGGUGGGAUCGAGUGAAUCCUUCUCCUUCCUGGUGGACGCGUCUGUGAGGAACCUGACCGUCUACAUCACAGGCAGCUCCCUCAGCUUCACUCUCCGCAGCCCCUCAGGUAUGACCCAGAAGAGUUCAGUCACCAAUGGGCCCCUGGGGACGCUGCAAGCCGUGGGGAACCUUCGCAGAGUUCAGCUGCACCCUGAGACAGGAUUAUGGGAAAUCAGCAUCGACUCCAGCCAGCCCUACACUCUCAAAGUCACUGGUCAGAGCAGCAUUGCUUUCAUUUAUGAGUUCAUGGAGGCGUUUGAGGGGCUGUACCCGGGCUACGCGGUGAUCGACGGGCUGCCCCACGCAGGAAAGAGCGCUACUCUGCUGCUAACGAUGACGGGGAGCGGUGGUUCAAAUUCCCUGACGGUGGCGGAGGUUUCCCUGGUGGAGGUGUCGGGUUCGAGGGCAGAGAACGGCACCGCAAGGAGGCUGGGUAACGGGGACUACCUGGUGUCCCUGGACAAGAUUCCAGAGGGGGAGUUUGUAGUGCUGGUGAAGGGCGUGGCCAGCAGCUCCCUAACUCCCUUCCAGAGACAGUCCACCACCGAGAUGCGAGUCUCCCAAAUUAUCAUCAGGACCCAGGCUAAUGCCUCUCUGGAGCCUGGGGUACCUUUCUCCCUUCCAUUCACCGUGACAACCAAUGGGACAAGCGGCUGGUACACCAUCACUGCCAGAGAUGACAGGAGCUUCAUCACCUAUUUCACAUCCGGUAUCGCUCUGGAGAGUGGGGGCAGUGGCGAUGCCUCGGUGGAGCUCACAGCGCCCUCCAGCACGCCGUCGGGCACCGACGUCACACUGACCAUCGACAUCGAGGGCCCUGGAGCCGUUGAUUCCAACUACGCUGUGCUACGCCUCUCCGUCGUCACCAAGGUGACAGACUUCAGCCGGCCCGUGUGCACGGUGCUGAGCGUUACCGCUAACUGCUCUGAGGACUGCAGCGGCUCGCAGUGGGAGCUCUCCGCCAACCUGACGGACGGGACGGGGACCGGCAUCCAGAGCGUCUCCACGCGCCUCGGCAACGGCACCCUGAACACCACCCCCUCCACGGGGGAGGGGGGCGUCGACGUCACCCUGGCCACCUACAGCGCCUCCUGCUGUUCGCCGGAGGUGGAGAUAGUGGCGGUGGACACGGUGGGAAACGUGGGCACCUGUUUCCACUCCAUCAGGCCGGCCACCACGGCCACACCCAUCACCGCUGUUCCCGCCUCCAGCCCCCGGGCUCCCGCCCCCUCCCUGGGCCUCUGCUUCCUGGCCUCCGCCCUGUACGCGCUCUGCAGCGCCUCCGGGGGCCUCUGA